Messenger RNA from Phacochoerus africanus (Common warthog), 2421 nucleotides. It is a transcript of the gene SYT17, whose product is annotated as synaptotagmin 17. Gene Ontology annotation, biological process: cellular response to calcium ion; regulation of calcium ion-dependent exocytosis; regulation of dopamine secretion. The transcript has 8 exons. Gene Ontology annotation, cellular component: membrane. Gene Ontology annotation, molecular function: syntaxin binding; clathrin binding; calcium-dependent phospholipid binding. Bases 77 to 1501 code for a protein of 474 amino acids. The record is from RefSeq and is a predicted model, not a curated record. NCBI's taxonomy places the organism in Eukaryota, Metazoa, Chordata, Mammalia, Artiodactyla, Suidae.
CCUCUCCCCGGUUGGCGAGGGCAAAGUGGCCGUGGCGGCGCCAUGCCCGGGCCGGAGUGAGUGCGCGCGGGCGAAAAUGGCGUACAUCCAGUUGGAGCCUUUAAAUGAGGGGUUUCUUUCUAGAAUCUCCGACCUGCUGCUCUGCAGAUGGACUUGCCGGCACUGCUGUCAGAAGUGCUAUGAGUCCAGCUGUUGCCAGUCGAGUGAGGAUGAAGUUGAAAUUCUGGGACCUUUCCCUGCCCAGACGCCUCCCUGGCUGUUGGCCAGCCGGAGCAGCGACAAGGACGGGGACUCUGUCCACACAGCCAGCGAAGUCCCCCUGACCCCACGGACCGACUCCCCAGAUCGCAGAUGCUCGUCCUCAGACACAUCUAAGUCUACGUACAGCCUGACCCGGAGGAUUUCAAGUCUCGAGUCCAGACGACCCAGCUCCCCUCUCAUCGAUAUUAAACCCAUCGAGUUCGGCGUUCUCAGCGCCAAGAAAGAACCCAUCCAGCCCUCGGUGCUCAGGCGGACCUAUACCCCGGAUGACUAUUUCCGGAAGUUCGAGCCCCGCCUCUACUCCCUCGACGCCAACAGUGAUGACGUGGACUUCCUGACGGACGCGGAGAUCCUGUCCAAGUACCAGCUGGGCAUGCUGCACUUCAGCACCCAGUACGACCUGCUGCACAACCAGCUGACGGUGCGCGUGAUCGAGGCCAGGGACCUGCCGCCCCCCAUCUCCCACGACGGCGCGCGCCAGGACAUGGCGCAUUCUAACCCCUACGUCAAGAUCUGCCUCCUCCCGGACCAGAAGAACUCCAAACAGACCGGGGUCAAGCGCAAGACCCAGAAGCCUGUGUUCGAGGAGCGCUACACGUUCGAGAUCCCCUUCCUGGAGGCGCAGAGGAGGACCCUGCUCCUGACCGUACUGGACUUUGACAAGUUCUCGCGCCACUGUGUCAUUGGCAAGGUGGCCGUGCCUCUGUGUGAGGUCGACCUGGUGAAAGGCGGACACUGGUGGAAGGCGCUGAUUCCCAGUUCUCAGAACGAGGUAGAACUGGGGGAGCUGCUUCUGUCACUGAAUUAUCUCCCGAGUGCUGGGAGACUGAAUGUCGAUGUCAUUCGAGCCAAGCAACUUCUUCAGACAGAUGUCAGCCAAGGUUCAGACCCCUUUGUGAAAAUCCAGCUGGUUCAUGGACUCAAGCUUGUGAAAACCAAGAAGACAUCGUUCUUAAGAGGCACAAUUGAUCCUUUCUACAACGAAUCCUUCAGCUUCAAAGUACCCCAAGAAGAACUGGAAAAUGCCAGCCUAGUGUUUACAGUGUUCGGCCACAACAUGAAGAGCAGCAACGACUUCAUCGGCAGGAUCGUGAUCGGCCAGUACUCUUCCGGCGCCUCCGAAUCCAACCACUGGAGGCGGAUGCUCAACGCCCACCGCACGGCCGUGGAGCAGUGGCACAGCCUGCGGUCCCGGGCCGAGUGUGACCGCGUGUCUCCUGCCUCACUGGAGGUGACCUGAAGGCUGCAGGGAAAGCAGCUUUUGAUUAUGAGACAAGGACGAAAGGACAGAAACUUUAAGACAAAACAAUAUGCCAUAUUCCUGUAACACCCACACCUGCACACACACACACACACACACCCCUCCUCUCAGAACUGGGAGGAAGCUGACUAUUGAUCACAAACCAGCUGCCCUAAGGACUGAGGUCUGAGAACUUUCCAGAAGCCCCGUCCGUAGGUCAUGUGCGGAGUGGGCUCUGCUAUGAGACUUCUGGGCAGCGCCUGCUCUUGUUGAUACCCCCCUCACCCCCAAAUUCACUUUCACCCCUCGGGCCAGAGAAAGGACCUCCCCAAGGGUGCCAGCCUCCACGAAGACGAAAUUCGCCAAGGAUUUGGCCCGUGUUGGAAGGCCCAAUGCCUGUGCCCAAAAGGCACACACCCACUGGGUGACUCCAGAACGGGCUGCGCUUCCCUGGGGUUCUUCACACCUGUCCCUUUCCCCCCAAAGUGUAAGUAUUCAGUCUUCUCUUUAGUGGACGUGAUAAAUAGCUUAGACUAUUUGGAGAAACCAAAUGGCAGCAAAAAACAUCCCGGUGUUGGAAACCUCUCCUGCUUAACUGGAUUCCUCCCUGUGUUAGCUUCUUCCUGGAGCCCCUGUGUGUGUGUGUGUCCAUGUCCGUGUGCGUGCACAUGUGCCCUCACAGAUGAGCCUGUGUGUGCCCUUGGUGAGGAAGGUGCCCGGCUGUGGCCUCAGUCUUGGGCACCUCCUUCCCUCUGCCCGUCCCGUCAGUGACAUUUCACCCCAGCGUCCUCCUGUCUGUCCGGACCCUACCUGCAGUCGCAGUAGCGUGUGUGAAUGUCAAGUUAAUAGACUCCGAUGAAGCAGAAGUAACUUUUUUUAUGAUUUUCAAAUGUUUUCCUUUUUUUAGGUUUUUAUUUUUU